AUGUAUGAAAUACAAAUAUUAAUCAAUGCCUUUAUGAUGUCAUUGUGUAUAUGGUUUUCUGGUUUUAUAUUUGUAAUUUUAAAAUACAGUACACUAGCCUACAAUUUAGAUGUUGAUAAUGCUAAAGUGUUUAGUGUUCCUAUAAUUUUGAAUAAUCAACGGGGAAGUUAUUUUGGGUAUUCUGUUGCCCUUUAUACAAGUGGAGAAAAUUCCAUAUUACUUGUAGGUGCUCCUAGAGCAAAUACAAGUGCAGUGCAAGGUGUAAUUGAACCAGGUACUGUAUAUCAAUGUCCAGUUAAUGACACAUGUAAAGAAUGGAUUAUUGAUAAAACUGGAAAUGGUUGGUACAAACAAUAUUCAGACAUAUAUCAAAUUAAGGAUAAUGCAUGGAUUGGUGCAACAAUUGCUCUAGAAAAUAAAACCAAUCCUAGAAUUGUGAUUUGUGGUCCACGAUGGAAGAAUAAUGUGAUAAAUAGAAAUAAACCUAACUGGUACAUGAAUGGCAUUUGUUAUUGGUCAUUAGUCAACAAUAUUUCAUCUUUUGAAAAAGAAAUUGAAAAUCAAAUUUUACCACUUUCAAACCUUGGAAAAGCUGUUCAUUUUACAAAUGAAAUGUAUAUUUAUAAUUAUGGAAUGGGGCAAGCAGGCUUUUCUGUGCAUAUGACAUCUGAUGAAUUAAAAUCAAACCUAAUAUUAGGUAGUCCUGGCAUAUUUAAUUGGAAAGGCACACCUUUAUUAGUUACAAAACCAAUUUAUGGUCAAAUGCAAACUAUAAUUCCCUCCAUUGGAAAUGAAGGAAGUAUUCACUCAAAUGAUUAUUUUGGCUAUGCAGUAACAUCUGGUUAUUUUACAAAAGGGGAAUUGUGGUUUGCUUCUAGUGCUCCAAGAGCUUCAAAUUUGUAUGGAAAUGUAAUUAUGUUUACUUUUUCGAAUAACAGUACUACUAAAUUGAUACUGAAAAAGUUUUUAAGGGGUGAACAGCAUGGUGAAUACUUUGGCGCUGCUUUAGCAUCAUGUAAUCUUAAUGGUGGUGAUAAAGAUGAAUUAAUUGUUGGAGCACCGCUUUGGUCAAACAAUAUGGACGAAGGUCGCAUAUAUGUCUUUAUUGCCUUGUAUGAUGAAAUUUUUGAGAAACGAUCAUUUGAAGGGAAGGUACCUGGAAGUAAAUUUGGUUCUGCCAUAACUUGUUUGGGAGAUAUUGAUUAUGAUAGCUAUGAUGAUAUUGCUGUUGGUGCACCCUAUGAAGAAGAAACUGGUGCAAUAUAUAUUUUUAAUGGCAAUAGUAAUGGAUUACUUAAACAUUAUAGUCAAAAAAUAAUUGGCAAACAAUUUGGAAAUAAUAUCCGUGGAUUUGGAAUAUCAAUUGCGGAACCUCGUGAUAUAAAUCACGAUAAAUAUCCUGACAUUGCUGUUGGAUCUUUUUUAUCUGAACAAACAAUUUUAAUAAAAUCUAAGCCUGUUGUUAGAGUAACACUAAAAUUAUUUUAUAAUGAAAGUAACAAAAUAUUAAUAAAUUCUACUAUUUUUCUUAUUAAUGUGUGUGCAUUUUAUGAUGGAAUACAUGUUCCUAAAUAUCUUCGAGUUGUUAAAUCUGUAAAAAUAGAUGAAACAUAUAGAAGAGCUUAUUAUGGUGAAGAAAAAAAUAAUGAUCAUAAAUUUCAUGAUACUUUAUAUAAACUUAAAAAUUCAUGCAAUGAACUGAAAAUACAUUUAAAGGAAAAUAUCCAAAAUAUUAUAGAUCCCAUUGAAAUAUCUGCAUCAAUUGCUUUGGAAGAAGAUUUAAAUAUAAAUGAUCAAAAAAUGAAACCAAAUCUUUUCUGUACAUCUUGCGCAGUCAUAAAUCAAUUUCAUUCUAAAACUGAAGAUUUAAUAAAGUUGCCAUUUGCUACAGACUGUGGGGAAGAUGAUAUUUGUACACCAGAUGUUAAAAUAUUACUUUCAACAAAUUUAAAGGCUGAUAACAGGUACAUCAUUGGUUCAACAUUUGCUACUAAAUUUAUACUAGAUGUUUUUAAUUAUGGUGAACCUGCAUAUCAAGCCAAAAUAAACAUAUACAUACCAGAAAUAUUAUCAUUAGCAAGUGUACCACCUGCAUGUAUGGAAAACAUUUUCAUAAAUAAUACUUUAGAAGUGAUAUGUGAUCUUGGAAAUCCACUUAGAGAAAAUAAAAAAUUAAUGUUAGAUUUGGAUAUGAGUAAAGUUCGGUUUGAUAUUGAUCAUGUAAAACUAUGGACCAAUUUUAGUACACAAAGUGAAGAAAAUAAUUCAUUCUACAACACACAAGUUUUAACUAUAUAUUUUGAUACUGAUGUUGAUAUAGCAAUAGCAGGGAAAGCUCAAGAUGACCUAUAUUCAUAUUUUCUCGAAGAUAAAGAUGAAAACUUGAACAGUGUUCAAUUUCAACACAUUUAUGAAAUUCAAAAAUUUGGAGUUAGUCCAAUUAAUGAAGUUAUAUUAACAAUUAGUAUUCCAACAAUUUGGAAACAUUCUACAGGAGAUAUACAGAUUAUUAACAUAAAUCAUACAAUUAAUUAUAUGGAUGGUCAACAAUUUCAUUGCACAUACAAAAAGUUUACAAUGGAUGCCAAUGUUUCAACAAAUUUGCCACCUGAAAAUAGAUCAAUCUAUAUUAAUUGCACAAAUACUAAUGUAAAAUGUACAUAUAUUAAGUGCAAACUAGGUCCCUUCUUAAGUUCUUCAUCUGUUGCUAAACUUUCACUUAUAUUGGAUUUUUAUUUAUUCGAUUUUAAAUUAAAAAUGAUGGAAGGAAAAGAUAUUAUAUUUUUCCUAUCUAAUGGAAAUGUUAAUAUUGUAGAACCACAUAAUAUUACCCAAAAAAUUGAACAUAAACCUGAUAGUACCUCUGUUGCUACAAUGUUUCUGGGUUCACCAAUAACCGAACAAAUUGCAGCCUGGAUUGUAGUUUUAUCAAUUACUUCAGGAAUUUUAUUACUAAUACUGCUAAUACUAGCACUUAUUAAAAUUGGCUUCUUUAAUCGAAAAAAGAAGGAAGAACUUCGAGCAUUAAAAUCCGAAACAGAUAAAAAACUUAGUUUUAUAUUGGAAACAAGUUCAUCAACGGAAAUACUCAACCAAGAAUAG
This is a messenger RNA of Habropoda laboriosa, 3102 nucleotides long. Its product is annotated as integrin alpha-8-like. The record is from RefSeq and is a predicted model, not a curated record. The coding region runs from base 1 to 3102 and encodes 1033 amino acids. Gene Ontology annotation, cellular component: external side of plasma membrane; integrin complex. The transcript has 12 exons. Gene Ontology annotation, biological process: cell adhesion mediated by integrin; cell-matrix adhesion; cell-cell adhesion. Gene Ontology annotation, molecular function: integrin binding. Lineage: Eukaryota; Metazoa; Arthropoda; Insecta; Hymenoptera; Apidae.